GGACCACAGAGUGGGACGGGAGACACUGGCGCAGGGCCAGUAGAGGAUCCACCGAUAUAAAGAUCACCGGUCACGCUGCGCAGGAGGCUACUCGCUCGUGCAUCGUCGUCCAAGUGCAGUGGUUGCAUCUCGACGAUACGCGUGUGCCGUGGGAGGAGAGACGCGCCGAGGCGAGUCCCCCGUUCGCACUAUUUGAGAUUUCCUCCGUGCGUCUCAGCGGAUGAGCCCGCGCGAUACAUGCGCCUGAAGCGGCUUACCUGUUUUUUUUUUCGUGCGCAUCGAGGGAGAUCGAUAUCACCGAGGAUACGCCGAUACACGGCGUUAUAAGCGAUCAUGACGCAUCUCGCAUUAUCUUUGCGAAGGCUGUCACUGGCUCUGAUACUGAUAGCGACAUGCGCGACCAUAACGGAAUCGUCAAUGAUUAGGGAAAGGAGGCACAUCGGUAUCGAAGAAUCUAGUCAUCGAUCGGGCAAGGAACACGAGUCCGACGCGAAUUGGAGCACGAGAUUGCCGAGCAGCACGACCGCCAACAAGAUCACCGCGGAACCCGGAAGAAAAGUGUCUCACCAUCUGAUCGGGGGUCACCUGAGAGUCGACAAGAAGCACCGUGAGGACGGCGAGUCGCUGUGGGACGAUGGAAUUCUCAUGUCGGCAGCCGGCAACGGCAAGGAGGGGAAAAGUAACCGCGGCAGCGGCGACAGUGGCGGUGGCGACGACGAGGACGGGAAAAAAACGCUCUCUCAGCAGGUCAAGGAGGGCAAGUACGGCCUCAUACAGAACGAGAUUUACGGCGAGCGCCCGAAACGGCCCGGCAUCAUCAGCUACCUCGGCAACCCCGAAGUGCCCAAGGACACGAUCGACAAUCUGGGCGGUCUCGACGAGGACGAGAUCUGGCUGGCCGAGAACCACGUGCUGGUGCUGAGGGGUGGGAAAUUUCCUGAGCACGAACAGGACGGCGAGCAGCAGAGCGGCGACAGCGAGCAGCCGAGGUGGCCGCCCAUCGACGAUUACAAGGCACCGAAACGGCAGGUCAAGAUACCAGCGCGGCCGAAGAUACCGCCACCCUUUCCGGUACAGCUCACAGAGGGGGGGCCGGUACAGAUCAUCGGCCCGAACGGCACCGCGGAGGAGAUUGGCAACGACACCCUCGGCUACACGAAUCCUUUCUACACGAAGGGGUUACCAGGGGAGGACCCGUUCUUCGCAAUCUCUCCGAACGGCACGGUAUUCACCCCGGACUUCGGUCCCCCGGGGAACUUCUCCGUCGAGGAGAAAUCGUCCAGGGGUAACAAUGAUCGGAAGGGAGUAAGACCGGAGUUCCCGCAGCCGCCUGGUCCACUUCCGCCUUUCUAUCACGCCAUACCGCCCGGCGCGAUCUUCGUGCCACCACCGGGCAAUCAGUCGGAUUACGACGAGGAGGAUCAGUCCAUCUACUAUCCGCCGCCGUACAGUUUCCACUAUCCGCAAGAUAAUACGACCGCUGUGCCGCCGGGCCCCCUGGUGCCCGGCAUUAUACUGCCCCCGCCGCCGGACUUCUUCUCGGCUUUGGACGACAAGAAAACUACCACCAAGAAGUACACGAAGCGACCGACGACCACAUCCUCGCCGGACACGCGAGCAACGUAUCUGCCGCCGAGGAAACUCACGACUAAGCAGAGCAAGGCCGCGUCCGCCCCGCCGAGUUUGGUGACCAAGACGAGCACCACUUCAUCGACCUCCACGAAGAUAUCCUUCGGUCGCACGACGACGAAGAACACGACGGACGUCUUCAGGCCUAAGCAGAAGACCGUGCCUGGCGCGGGGGUCACCACGUCGACGUCCGGGAAACCGCACACGCUCGAGAACACCGAGAUAUACACCAUCAGCCCCGUGAUCGGGAAUCAGGUGUCCGAGGCGACCCAGCAGAAGGACUGGUCCACUGUGGUGUCGAGCAAAAUGAUCCCGGUCCUCGCGUUAAUACGUCCGUCGACCACGCAGUCGUCGCUGGAGCGACCGGUGGAGGUCACGCCGGCCUCCAUAAAGAGUAUCAUCACCACUAGUCAGCCCGGCCGGUCUCCCAAUCACGCGUCCUAUUACUUCUACGAGGAGUCGACCGACGAGAAUUCGGACGUCACGGCGAAACCGUCGCCCGUUUACUACGAGAGUACCACGAAGUCGCCGUACUACAACGUCGAGACGUCGGGACCCCGGCAGACCGAGAAGAAGCACUAUUACGCCGUCGAGACGAUCCCGCCGGUCGACACCCCGAAGGACUACAAGGUGAAGCUCAUCGACAGCAUCGUCAAGAACUCGCAGACGUUCCAGUACGCCGACGACUCGGAGACGACGCCCGCGAAAUUCGACGCCAGCUCGUCCCGGGAUCAGGGCCAGCGUAUGCUAGCCGACCAGCCGCCCGUUUACUACCAGCCUGUUCCCGCGCGUCCGCUGCAGACGUACUACACGACUCCAAAACCCCAAACGUAUUAUCGACAGACCACGAAGCCGAAGCCGAUCUAUCAGUACAGCUUCCAGGUGGCGGAUUACUCGAAACUGGGCAAUCAGAGAUCGCCGUAUCGUGGGGAGCAACAGCAGCAGCAGCAGCAGCAGCAUCAGGACACGUCGAUAUACAGCGAGUACCAGGACGCCAAGUCCGGCAAUCGGCAUUACGACUACGAAGACAUCGAUUCCCCGUCGCUGCACCACUCGUCGCAGAAACAAGUUUCGUACAAGACGCAACAUCCGGCAUAUUCCACGAGCACCGCCUACCCGAUCGUAAGCACGACACCCAAUCCGCAAUACGCGUACUUCACGCAGCAGGACGAGAAGCUGCUGGACGACGUUACGAAAGAGUAUUUCACCAUCUUCGGCAAGAAGCUACCGGACGCGGGGAUACCGAGCACGACGCCGAUCUACGGCAAGUCGAGCAGCGUCACGGAGAAGCCGGAUCACCACGUCAACGCCUACGUGUCGAAUGUCUACAAGACCGGUCGACCGGCGACUUACAAAACGCCCAACGUCAAGGUGCGCUACGGGGACCAGCGGCCCUACUCCCUCAAGGACGACACCCUCGUCAACUACCGGCGACCCUUACCGCCGAUCAAUCCGGACAGCGAGUUCAUCGAGAUAAUUGAUCCGAAGCCCCGACCGAAGCAGCCGUCGCCGUUGCCGAACUACGAGCUGCAGACGGGAAACUACCGAUUGCAAAAUCAGGGAGUUCAGCAGCAGGGGCCGACCCCUCGUUACAGGUUGCGAGGCGCGGUACAGCCGGCCAACAGACAGCACACCAACAACUUCGUACCUUUCUCCGAGUCCCGAGAGGAGCUGGAGAACGUUCGGGAGCCCGUGUCGCUGCUGGGCGACAUAGAGGUCAACUACAGGGAUCCGCGUCCCCCCAUAAACCCCGACGCCGAAUUCAUCGAUCCCGUCACGGUGCAGGACGGACACUCGGACAAUCCGAACGCGUACUUCGCGUACCGGCUGCCCGGCGACGUCGGCCACUUUUACUUCCUGACGCCGCAGGCGAUCACGCAACGGCAGGAUCAGAACGGUGGAUACGUCUAUCCGAAGCCCAGGGGACCGAGAUUACGGAGACGGCCAGGGUAACGUCUGAGUUGCGCGUUAUUCAACGGCAGUCGCGCGCAAUGCCAUAAUCUCCGCGAGUAUCCAGCGCGCGGAGUGCGAUCGCGCGUAGCCCGUGCCGGCCGCACGCACGCACACGUACGCGUAUUAUUAAUAUAUUUAUUGUACUUGUAAAUACGAAUUGCCUAAGUUAGAUAAUUAUAGCCACGUUGUUGUACGAUAAACGCUUAAUUUAUUAUGCAACCUGACUCCCCCGUCUCACAGUAAUGGAUACGCGAUCGUGUUCAUGUAUGCGAUCUGUAAUAUGCGCCUCGUCAUCGCAUACCUGCGCAUUAUCUGUGAUUGAUGGAAUUACACGUGUACAUAUACGUAAUUAUUAUUAUCUAUUUCAUGUACGCGCUCUGGCAGAUUGCGACGUUGUAUUGCGAAUCCUGUAUCCCCCUCCCCAAGUUUUCCUCUACACGCGAAAUAAAGUUGAAUAAAAAGCAAAUGUAAAGUACCAAUUGACACGAAUCCGCUGUAAUCUGACCUUUGGAGAAUUUUCCAUGCGGAUCAGUGUCGCAACCUUCUUUAAACCUGCCAACUACUUGUAUCUCUUUCCCAUCAAGUAUAGUAUUGAUAUCGCUUAUAAUUUUCCAUACGAAAUAUUUUUUAAAUAAUAUUACACAUCUGGCAUACAACUAUGCCAACAAAGACCACGUUGUGCAGUCAAUAUAAAAUUGUAAUAUCAAAUAUCAAAUUUUAUACGUGCACACAUCUCUAAAUAAAUCUUGAUGUUUGAACAGCC
Molecule: messenger RNA, 4345 nt
Organism: Vollenhovia emeryi
Lineage: Eukaryota; Metazoa; Arthropoda; Insecta; Hymenoptera; Formicidae
Product: extensin-2
Exons: 2
Coding region: 334-3582 (1082 amino acids)
Source: RefSeq, a predicted model, not a curated record